GGGACCUGAAGCCUGCCAACCUGCUCAUCAGUGCCUCAGGCCAGCUCAAGAUAGCUGACUUUGGCUUGGCCCAGGUCUUCUCUCCAGAUGGUAGUCGCCUCUACACACAACAGGUUGCUACCACGUGGUACCAAGCUCCUGAACUUUUGUAUGGUGCUCAACAGUAUGACCAGGGCGUCGACCUAUGGGCCGUGGGCUGCAUCAUGGGAGAGCUGUUGAACAGGUCCCCUCUUUUCCCGGGAGAUAAUGACAUCGAGCAACUCUGCUGUGUGCUUCACAUCCUGGGCACCCCGAGCCCUCGGGUUUGGCCGGAGAUCACAGAGCUGCCCGACUACAACAAGAUCUCCUUCAAGGAGCAGGCGCCGGUGCCUCUGGAGGAGGUACUCCCUGAUGCUUCUGCGCAGGCCUUGGACCUGCUGGGUCAGUUCCUCCUUUACCCUCCACACCAGNCAGUUUGCCUCCCUCAGGCCCUCCUGCAUCAGUACUUCUUCACGGCUCCCCUGCCUGCCCACCCAUCUGAGUUGCCAAUCCCUCAGCGCCCAGGGGGGCCUGCAGUGAAGGCCCAUCCUGGCCCUCCCCAUGUCCAUGACUUCCAUGUGGAUCGGCCUCUUGAGGAGUCGCUGCUGAAUUUUUUGAACCCAGAGCUGAUUCGGCCCUUCGUCCCAGAGGGGUGAGAUGCUGACCUAGUCCUGUCUGCUUGCCCCAGGAGCACCUGGACACCCAUUCCUCUUUCUCUUCCUGACCUGCAUCCAUGGCCUCUCCGAGGCCACACACUCCACACCUUGUCCUGCUCCUUAGCCUGCUGAGGACUGGGCACCAGGAGGCAGAGGUCACACUCCAGCCCAAGGUGGUGAUGAGGUCCAUCCCAGCAGAGAAGAGGCCUACAGCCUGCUCACUCAGCCACCAGAAACAGUGAGCUGCAUCCUUGCCCAGGACCACUUUGCAGUGGUGCCCCCUUCCUUAGACAGAUCCAGGCUCUGUCUCCUGAAUCAGGACAUUCCUGUCAAUAGCACUGCCUAGGGGAGGUGCGGAGAAUAAGCUGUCCUCAUGCUGGACUCAACAGCUGGGAAGGCACGCUUGCUUUGGUUUGGUUCUCAGAGCACUCUGGGUCAGGAUUUGAGAUUUAUGUAAGAGCUCCAGGUGGUUUUCCCUGUCUUUGUUCCUUAUCUGUUCCUAUUAGAGAAACCGAUGGGGUGGCCCUGUCUAGCAGCCCCUGGAUCACAGGGAUAGCACACCCAGAAGGUUCCUUCAGUCAGGGCCACUUCUGUCAGGAGGCUUCCUGUGUAUGUCAUGUGACUUAGUACUCACUUUGAGGUGAGGAUUCCAGAGAGGAGGCCCAGGGGUGGGCGGGCUGGCUUCUGCAGAGCACCUUCCACCUGUGGGCUGUUAAAGAGCCACUGCAGGAUGAGGGUGAGCCCCAGGCAGCUGGCUGUGCAGAUAGGCAUUCCUGGGAUUCAUUUACUCAACUUACUCAUUUUAUUCAUAUUAUUCAGUUUAUUCAUUUAUUCAAUAAAUUCCAGUGCCACCCAGCCAGGUUAUCUUUCUUAUUUCACAGUUAAUGUAAGAUUAUCUGAAAGAUAAUAAAAUGCCAAGGACCAAGAGGAGGAAGCACCAAAAGGAUAAGACUUACCUGGCAGAUGUGAAGACUUACAGGGUUACAGAAUGACUGGGAUAGGGUAUUUCAGGGACAGAUUAGCUAGGAUGUUAGAAUCUUCACAUACAUAACACACUUGGCUAGGAGUUGUGGUACACACCUGAAGUCCCAGCACUCAGGAGGCUGAGCCAUGAGGGUUGCCUAGAGUUCAAGGCUAGUCUGCUACAGUGUAAGAUCCUGUCUCAGAAAAAAAAUUGUGAGUGUGUGUGUAUGUGUGCAGGUGUGUGUGACACAUACUGGUUGUUUUGUGAGCACUGGGGAUGCAGAGGUGACUAAGCACUUGUCCAAAUGCUUACAAGGAAGACCCAGAUGUUGCUUUCAUAAAUCUGGAUGUC
Messenger RNA from Nannospalax galili (Upper Galilee mountains blind mole rat), 1989 nucleotides. It is a transcript of the gene Cdk20, whose product is annotated as cyclin dependent kinase 20. Gene Ontology annotation, molecular function: cyclin-dependent protein serine/threonine kinase activity; ATP binding. Gene Ontology annotation, biological process: protein phosphorylation. NCBI's taxonomy places the organism in Eukaryota, Metazoa, Chordata, Mammalia, Rodentia, Spalacidae. Gene Ontology annotation, cellular component: nucleus. The record is from RefSeq and is a predicted model, not a curated record.